This is a messenger RNA of Drosophila simulans, 1863 nucleotides long. RefSeq names its product DM7 family protein GD16138. The transcript is spliced from 2 exons. The record is from RefSeq and is a predicted model, not a curated record. The coding region runs from base 118 to 1848 and encodes 576 amino acids. NCBI's taxonomy places the organism in Eukaryota, Metazoa, Arthropoda, Insecta, Diptera, Drosophilidae.
CCUUAUUAAAAAAAAAAAAGCCUGAAUUGUGAACUUUGUAAAAAUUUGUGAACUUUUAAUUUGAUAAUUUGUUAAUACAACUGCUUCUUAGUGUUGUGACCAAUAAGGAAAAUCAAAAUGUCUAAGCGCGCAAAAAAGCGAGACAAGUCGACGGUCGAAAUACUGCAAGUGUAUUCCGCUAGUCGCGAUGAGGAGCAGAUGACAGACUUGAAGAAGACAGAUUACUUGCCCUAUCUGUUCAACCUGGUCAUGCCGAAACAGUUCUACAAGAGCCCCAACCGAAUUGUGAUGGCCCGUCUGUAUCCCGAUGUCCAAAAGCACGAUGAGCAGGCAGCCGAAUACUUCGAGGGCUUCCAGACGCCCUGCUUCGAUUUGCCGACUAAACUGUUCCCGGAAAAGACUCCGAUAGACAAGAUCGUCUUUAUGCCCAAGGUGAUGUUGCCCAUGGGCUUCGAAGCCGGCGGGGUGUUUGGCCCGGGUGUCCUUCCACGUCGUUGCUAUCCCGUUGAUCUGAUUAGCCCGGAUCAUAAGGGCCCAAUGCCGCCGCUGUUCGUCGGUCUGCGCGGCAUGAAGGUCAGCCUGUCGUCGAUGAUCAAUACUUUCCUGAACAUGUACGACAGCCCCGAUGGCAAGGAGCCACAUUUGUAUGAGAUGCAUGCCACCAAUCAUCAUUACGAAAAUGAUCUGGCCCCGGAGGAGCUAAUGCUUCGCCCGGACUUCACCUUAUCGGUGGCCUACACCUUGCCGGCAUCAAUGUGUCUACCGUCGCCGUACCCAUAUCCUAGUGUCCCGGAGCAGGACAACAUAUACACCCCGGAUCUGUCCAAAGUCCUGAUGCUUAUGCCGCACCAGUUCAACAUUACGGUGGCCAUUCUGUCCACCGUAAACAAUCCGCAUGAUCCAUCUGUGGCGUUCGCCACCAUGGGCGAUGACGAGGAGUGCCCCAAAUUCGAGCUGCCCAACGAUGUCUUCCCCAUCUGUGAGGGCGUCAAUCGUCCAAUCUUUCUGCCCAAGCGUUUCAUGCCAAAGGGAUUCGAUGCCUGCUGCGUCUUCAAGCCGGGAAGUCUUUCGGAGCUAUGGUACAUUAAGCGCAUAGGUCGAUUCGGCACUCCACAAGAGCAAUACAACUGUUCCAUUACACCACCUCUGUUCGUGGGCAAAUACACCCGCAACGCUGCGAGCAUCAAUAUGCUAGAGGAAAUCAGCGUGCAUUUCGACCAGAAAGCCCGCGAAUGUGCCAAGUCCCUUGCACGUUUAAGGCUUGAUGCUCUCCGGCUUAAUAGCCGCAAUGGCAGCACCAAGGGCUUCUUGGUAAUGGAAUCGGACAAACCGACGACUCCAGCGGGUGCUUACAGUGUGGAAAGCUACGAAGAGGCCUCUGAAGAUGGAUGCGUUGCGAAGGUGACCCAGGAAUGUGCCACUGAAAGCACAGAUACUCGAGAUGAUGGAAUCAAUACGGCAGACUAUCAGUCGCAGUUUCCCGAACUGGAACCGGAUUCGGAACCGGAACCCGAACCCGAACCCCAGACGGAGGAUGAAGGCGAAGAUGAGGGUGAUAAGAAAUGCCUUUCGUGCUUUAAGGUUGAUAGCGACAUUGAUCUUAUUUCCCAUGCCAUUGCCGAAAUGGGAGUCGCCGAAUUGAGUAUGCUGGGCGAGGUGGACCCAGUGCCCGGGGUCGAUACCAAACUCGCCUUGGACCAGCUGCACGAGGUCUUCGAGACUCGCGACGAGAUCCGCUCCAACAUCGACGACUUGAUGCGGGAUCACGUUUGCAGGAUGGAGCGUGACAUCAUGCUGGCACUGCGUCAGCCAAUCCGCAAGUGCUCCGCAUGCGCAAAGCACUCCUAGAUGCAUCUUUCAAAU